Molecule: messenger RNA, 1138 nt
Organism: Trematomus bernacchii (emerald rockcod)
Lineage: Eukaryota; Metazoa; Chordata; Actinopteri; Perciformes; Nototheniidae
Gene: cinp
Product: cyclin-dependent kinase 2 interacting protein
Exons: 5
Coding region: 153-848 (231 amino acids)
Source: RefSeq, a predicted model, not a curated record
UUUAUUUUCAGAUGUCCCUCCGGCAGGGGGCGCUGUGGCGCCUCUGAGCCGGUAAACCACAGAAGAAGAAGAGGCUGCACUACAGAAGACGAACCCGGAAGCUGCACGUGCGCUCGAGGAUUUAUUUUAUAGUUUUUAUUAGUAUUUGUCAGAUGGAGGGUGACACCACAGGGACAAACAGGAAGUGCUCUUCCGUCACAGGAAGUGCACGGAAGAUGAAAGACAACGCGGCGGACUGGCACAACCUGAUGCUGCGCUGGGAGCGCCUGAACGACGAGGGCUUCGGCCGCGCCAACGCCAUCGUGAACACCCGCCGUUCUCAGAGCGAUCAGCGGCUGGUGGACGAGUCGGAAACUCCAUCAUCAGCUCCUCCUCCUCCUCCUCCUCCUCCUUCAGCUCCUCCUCCUCCUCCAUCAUCUCCUCCUCCAUCUUCAUCUCCUCCUCCUCCUCCGUCAGCUGAAGCUUCAGAUCUGCAGGACGAGUGCUGCAAGCUAAAGGAGGUCGUCGACAAAAUGGUUGUCGUUGUGAUGAAGAUGGAGCGCCUGAUGACAUCACAGCGUGGCGUUCAGGAUCUGGAGAAGUUUCAGUUCGGACCUGAAGGAAGAAAACUCCCUCUGUUUCACAGCUGGAGCUCCAAGCACUUCGAAGAGGUUUCCGGUCUCCUUCUGGACUCCUUCAGGCAGGAACUGGAUCUGAAGCAGAGGAUCCUACAGGAAGUGGCUCACACUGUUUCCCCCGACCUUUGCAUGGUGUUCCUGUCCUGCUGGCUGCAGCAGCCCUACCUGCCCCCCCACUGCCGUCUGAGCCUGGAGGCCCUGCUGCUGGAGACCGGACACCGGGCCCUCUAAAGAACCGGGUCCUACUGGGCCCGCUGAAGAACCAGGUCCUACUGGGCCCUCUGAAGAACCAGGUCCUACUGGGCCCUCUGAAGAACCAAGUCCUACUGGGCCCUCUGAAGAACCAAGUCCUACUGGGCCCUCUGAAGAACCAAGUCCUACUGGGCCCGCUGAAGAACCAGGUUCAGUUCUGAGGUUCCUUCCGAUUCAGAACCUCUUUAUGUUUCCUGUGUGAAGUCCAGUUCUAACAGAAGUGACUUUAGAUUUCAUUCAGAAUUAAAGAUUUAUUUAUUUUCUACAAA